GCAGGCUCCUGCCCAUUUAGAGGAUCUCUCUAUGCAGACUCGGCAGUCUAACACUGGCUCUCGCGGCAUUAAAAAUCAUCACUCUGCUAACCCAACUCACUGUUCAGACGGCCUUCUUGAAUGCAGCCUUUAUUACAGCCUCACGGCUGCUUCCUCACUGAAGGAAUACCAUGUUUUUAAGUCGGGAGUUCUUCUUUCUCGCUUUAUUGUAACUGAGGGUCUUACAACGACCCGCUACUGUUACAAAGCACAGUGCUUUAUAACAGUAAAGCUUCUGGAAAACCCAAACAAAAGACACGUCACCCGGUGACGUCAGCCUAUAUACAGUUCUGUGUGGUCGCAGCACAUAAGCAAAUCCAUUCUUGUGCCGUUUCUCGGAAAAGCUUUUCAGUAAAUGCACUCAUGCUGCUCCAGGAGCUCUUCUCUGCAACAAGCCGCCCAUCUGCCAUCAACAAGUUAAGACCGAGAGAACUAACAGCUGCGGGAAGGAGAGACUGACGCUUUGAUUAACCAGCUGAGCAGUUAGAGGGCGAAAUUAAUAACUUAUAUUCCAAACUGAUUUAAGGGAUCAGAGUGGUCGCAGAACAUGAAACCAAUGCUUUUGAGAGGAAUAUCCUAAGGAAAAAACAACUCACCCUGGUGGAUUCGAUUUUACUCAGAAAGCCUGGGACACAGAAAACAGGAAACUGGUCCAAGGCUCCAGCAUGUUGGAGCCUUUUACAGACUCACUGCGUUGAGUCUAACAACCACGACUGAAUGCAGCCUCCAAUGUGCUCAGAAGAAUGGGCUUACAUUUCAAGUGGCCAUUAGGGGCCCCUAUGCUGGCAGCAGUAUAUGCAAUGAGUAUGGUUUUAAAAAUGCUGCCUGCCCUGGGAAUGGCGUGUCCACCCAAAUGCCGCUGUGAGAAGCUGCUCUUCUACUGCGACUCUCAGGGCUUCCACUCGGUGCCAAACACCACAGACAAGGGCUCGCUGGGCCUGUCCCUGAGGCACAAUCACAUCACAGAGCUCGAAAGGGAUCAAUUUGCCAGCUUCAGUCAACUUACCUGGCUCCACUUAGACCAUAAUCAAAUUUCAACAGUAAAAGAAGAUGCUUUUCAAGGACUAUAUAAACUUAAGGAAUUAAUCUUAAGUUCCAACAAAAUAUUUUACUUGCCAAACACAACUUUUACCCAACUGAUUAACCUACAAAAUUUGGACCUGUCUUUUAAUCAGUUGUCAUCUCUGCACCCAGAGCUCUUCUAUGGCCUUCGGAAGCUGCAGACCUUGCAUUUACGGUCCAACUCCCUGCGGACUAUCCCAGUACGCCUAUUCUGGGACUGUCGUAGUCUGGAGUUUCUGGAUUUGAGCACAAACCGUUUGCGAAGUUUGGCUCGCAAUGGAUUUGCGGGAUUAAUCAAACUGAGAGAGCUUCACCUAGAGCACAACCAGCUGACGAAGAUUAAUUUUGCUCAUUUCCUACGGCUAAGCAGUCUGCACACGCUCUUCUUACAAUGGAACAAAAUCAGCAACUUGACAUGUGGGAUGGAGUGGACCUGGGGCACUUUAGAAAAGCUAGACCUGUCUGGAAAUGAAAUCAAAGCCAUCGACCUGACAGUGUUUGAAACGAUGCCUAAUCUUAAAAUACUCCUCAUGGAUAACAACAAGUUAAACAGCCUUGAUUCCAAGAUCUUAAACUCCCUGAGAUCCCUCACAACCGUCGGCCUCUCUGGCAAUCUGUGGGAAUGCAGCCCUCGAAUAUGUGCUUUGGCCUCCUGGCUGGGCAGUUUCCAAGGUCGGUGGGAGCAUUCCAUCCUGUGCCACAGUCCCGACCACACCCAAGGAGAGGAUAUACUAGAUGCAGUCCAUGGAUUUCAGCUCUGCUGGAAUUUAUCAACCACUGUCACAGCCAUGGCUACAACUUAUAGAGAUCCAACCACUGAAUAUACAAAAAGAAUAAGCUCAUCAAGUUACCAUGUGGGAGACAAAGAAAUCCCAACUACUGCAGGCAUAGCAGUCACUACUGAGGAACACUUUCCCGAACCAGACAAUGCCAUCUUCACUCAGCGGGUAAUUACGGGAACAAUGGCUUUGUUGUUUUCUUUCUUUUUUAUUAUUUUUAUAGUGUUCAUCUCCAGGAAGUGCUGCCCUCCCACUUUAAGAAGAAUUAGGCAGUGCUCAAUGAUUCAGAACCACAGGCAGCUCCGAUCCCAAACACGACUCCAUAUGUCAAACAUGUCAGACCAAGGACCGUAUAAUGAAUAUGAACCCACCCAUGAAGGACCCUUCAUCAUCAUUAAUGGUUAUGGACAGUGCAAGUGUCAGCAGCUGCCAUACAAAGAAUGUGAAGUAUAAUAUCUACCCAUCAUCAAAAAGUACAUCAGAUAAGUAACCUAUUUUACAUAGUAGGGGCUAAAUAAAUAUCUAAUUUUUACCAAUGGUGACAUUAAGCCUAAUUUUCAGAACCAAGUGGAGACUUAAGUUUUUGAAGUGUUAAAGUGUUUUUAAUUUUUUUUAAUGAAACCAUAUUUUAAGUGUUAAAUGAAGCAAUGCUCACAUUAAUUUGCACUGUUAGAAAAUCUAAAAAUGCUUACUUCAAAAUAAGACAUUUCAUGUAUGUGAUCAUAUACUAUUGAGUGUAAACAUUUACACUAAAGUCUCCAUAUGCUAUUUUUUUCUACUGAAAACAGUUUGGAAAGAAACUACCGAGCAGGAGAAGGUAUGGAUCAAUACUUGUUUGAUCACUGCUUUCCAUUCCAAGUACCACAGCUGGCUUGCUGCUUAAAAGGAGACUUAGUCAAGUUCUCUUGUAUGAUAAUUUGGUAUUUACUCAAAUCUACAAUUUACUGCCAGUGUGGGAAGUAGAAUUUCAUGUAUGCUGAAGACUGGUAAAUAUUAAACACUUUUCUUCCAGAGUUCUUGCCUGGGUUAAUAGAUAUUAUCAAAGUCCACAUCAUGAAAUCAGAACCCUUUAUAUAAUUCUAAUAAGCUAAGUGACUCUUUAUUUCAACAAUGAAUCCAAGUGAUUGUGAAAAGGUCUCAUUACAAUGAAAUCAAUACUAAGUAAUUACACUGACUUUGUAUCUCACAUCUCUAGGUUAACUUAUAAUGGACAUGUUGAUUUUUGUGGCAUUUAGACAAUUAUUUUAAACUAGUAUUAAAUUACCAUUUUACUAAUUAGUUUACUAAACUCUAUAUCUACAUUUGUAUGUGAAAAAAGGUUUAGAACUUAUUUUGGAGAGAAAAGAGUCAACUUAACAGUCCUGUGACCUGCUCCCUCUAGUUGGAAAGCACACACAAAAAUCCCCUCCCCUCUCUCUCAGCUGUCACGAUCAAAGAUGCCUUGACAAAGGGGUUUAAACCCCUUUCUUCUGCCUUUUCCUGAUCUUCAAACCUCAAAGAGCCAAAUUAAGAAUAAUUGGCUAGCAACAGGCAUAACAUGAUAUCCUUCAUUCAAGGCAUAUUUUCUUCCCUGGACUGUACUGAAAACAUGUUAAGACUAUAGUUUAACCCAUGAGAUUCAACUGUAAUUAAAUCUUUUCCUUUUUAAUACCAAGAGAGGGAUGUCUACCUACAUUUCAAAGAAAAUGUGUCUCAGUAAAAAGCAGGCAAGAUCAUGUAUUAUGGUAAAAAUGUGCUCUCUGUAUUUUCAAGGUGGGCAGAUUAGUUUGGCAAAGUCUCAGCCUAGCGGAGCUCAGCUGAUCUUGAGCAGCCAGGAUUUCCUCUCUUGUUAAACCAGCCCCAGGGCCUGCGGGGGCAGGGACAGAGGCUGACUUUCCAGCAUAGAGCACAGCUCACUGCUUCCCUACAGAAGGGCUGGAUCAGGAGCUUCCAUUACAAAUGAGAGCUCCACAAGCUAAAAUUUACCAACUCAUUUAUCAGGGUAACCACGGCCAUUUGUCAGGGGAAAGCUCAGUGACAGUACAACUGUGUCCUGAACACACAAGAUUCCACUAGCCCUGAAGGAGAGCAAAGGAGUAGUUUCCACAUUUCAACCACAACCAAAAUUAAUGGAGACGGAGAGUAGAAGGGUGAAAAGUAUUGGCUGGGUAUCCCCACAUUAAUCCUAGAAAUUACAGUUAGUAAAAUGGACCAUCCAUCAGCAAAAUCCUUAAUGUAUGUAGAAAAUUGGGAAAGCAAGCCAUUUAGUAAUUCAGAAGCACAGCAUAGCUAAGGCCAGCAAGGCAUACUUUCAAGUUGAAAAUGAACUGAUUUUUUUUUUUUUGUCCUCCAUUUUUGGGGGAAUGCUCUCCGAGAAAAGUGAGUAACAUUGCCAAACAGCAUUUUCCUUUUUCAUUAAAGUGCAAACUUCCCUUCUGAAUUGCCUAUAGAAGGCAGGAUUCCAUUUCAUUUUGGUCUGUUUGUGUUUCGGUAUCAGCACAGGUUUGAAGAUGAGACUGUUAGUCGUAUGUGCUCUCUUCACCAGCUGGCGAGGGUGGAAGAGCAUCGCAGCUACACUGCAGAUCCUGCUAAUGCAACGUUAGGGCUUUCGUUUCUCGGUUUACUUUUAUCUCCUUUGGUCUCCUCUCUCCCCCCGCUUCCCUUUUAUUUCAUUUUCAAGGUUAGAGGAAAAUGACCACUGAAUCAAGAACCAGGCAAAUAAUUAAAUCUCUCUGGAAAAAGGAAAGCUAAAAAAGGUUAUGAUUCUGUGCCCACCUAGUAACCAAGAGCUAGUUUGGAAUCAUUUAUAUGCAUUUCUGUAGCUUGCCAGGGAUUUCAAUCACCUUUCUGAAAUGAGAGUGGGCUGAUAGAUUUGCAAAUCCACACACCAACACAGAGAAUACCCGCUGCCAACAUCAAGUAGCAAAGAUACUAAUUUUUUAAGCCAAAAAUCUGCACUAACACAUGUAAUUUCUUAAUGUGCCUAAGUUAAUUUCUGUACCAAUUCAAUGAAUGGAAUUGAUUGAACUUCCCAACUCCACUAAUUAUUAAAAUCCAUCUGCUUAUUCUGAUGCUAGUCACCAAGAGCUAGACUCUAUCUUUCCAAUAAAAAUGAGCCCCAUGCAGUACUAGGUCUGAAUCCUAAAAUUCAAAACAGGCAUAUCAUUUUCUUAAGGCAUACUUCCUACACAGAGCUAUCGGGGGAAAGGGAAAUGUAAAUGCCCUGUUCUCUCCAAAGUGUGGCUAUCGAUAUGAAAUUCUGAAAGAAUAGUUUUAGAAGCUGACUCACAUUACCAUUUUUCUAAUAGAGCAAUACAGUGACAGACCUGUCUCCAAAGUCAGUUGGAGGCACUGCUUUUCAUCUUAUUGGCUCAAGUGCUUCAACCAGAAGAAGAUAAAGGUGAGAAGGCCAUUCAUAGAUAAUUACACAUUUCUGUUCCUAACCUAGGGCAAA
This is a messenger RNA of Hipposideros armiger (great roundleaf bat), 5313 nucleotides long. It is a transcript of the gene LRRTM2, whose product is annotated as leucine rich repeat transmembrane neuronal 2. The transcript has 2 exons. NCBI's taxonomy places the organism in Eukaryota, Metazoa, Chordata, Mammalia, Chiroptera, Hipposideridae. The record is from RefSeq and is a predicted model, not a curated record. Bases 783 to 2333 code for a protein of 516 amino acids. Gene Ontology annotation, molecular function: protein binding.